This is a messenger RNA of Neltuma alba, 1077 nucleotides long. RefSeq names its product protein LOL1. The record is from RefSeq and is a predicted model, not a curated record. Lineage: Eukaryota; Viridiplantae; Streptophyta; Magnoliopsida; Fabales; Fabaceae. The transcript is spliced from 5 exons. The coding region runs from base 314 to 871 and encodes 185 amino acids.
UCUUCCUUGCUCUGUUUCUCUUCUCUCUCAUCUUCAUCUGUAGCAAGUCCCAAUGGCAUGUGUUCGCCCCACUCCUACGUUACUCAACUAAAAUUUCAUUUCUCUUCAAGGGACUUAGGCUUCUCAGCUUGUGCCCCUUCUCCCUCAACCUCUAGCUUUAUGAAUGCAUUUCUGAAGGGGAAAUUUGUCCCUUGAAUCUUACGCUAUCUGGUGUGCUGAUUAGUUUCUGGAGUUGGGAAAAUGGGAGGAGGAGUCGUGCAUUUCUGGGUCUAGAGUUUGGAAGAGAAAGAAAACAUUUUUCAGGCUUUACAUAAUGCCAGUUCCGCUUGCCCCUUAUCCGACGCCCCCCGCUCCAUAUAGUCCUCCGUCAAAUGGUGCACAGAGUCAGCUUGUUUGUUCUGGGUGUAGAAACCUUCUAAUGUAUCCUGUUGGAGCCACCUCUGUUUGUUGUGCUGUUUGCAAUGCAGUCACAGCUGUGCCUCCUCCUGGUAAGCUCAAGCUUCUUCUCCCUUUUCAAGGUUCAAUUUGCUGCCCAUACCCCUCUCUUCUUUCGGUCAAGGGACUAUUAAUUAGACAGUCAAAGGAGAAGCAUGUUUGUGUGUGGACAGGCACUGAAAUGGCCCAGUUGGUUUGUGGAGGCUGCCACACUUUACUGAUGUACAUUCGUGGAGCCACCAGUGUUCAAUGCUCUUGCUGUCACACUGUAAAUCUAGCUUUAGAAGCAAAUCAGGUGGCUCAUGUCAACUGUGGGAACUGCAGGAUGCUGCUGAUGUACCAAUAUGGAGCAAGAUCCGUGAAAUGUGCUGUUUGCAAUUUUGUGUCAUCCGUUGGGGUCUCAGCAGGCACGACUGAACAGAAGUUUAAUACCUAAACUUGUGACCAAGUCAUUACCACAAUCUCUACUUGCGUGUUAGAUAUUUCUCUUACUAAAGAGUACGUAUCAGAGCGCAGAAGUGGUUUAUCCACAGUCACAUGUAUAGAGUUAUUUUUCCCUUGCGUGGAUUAAUGAAUGAUUUCGGUGGAUUUAGUGUACGGAUAUUAUUAUCUUAUAUUAAGAUUCCUGGUAAUGAGUGUUUU